Penicillium daleae is the source of this 564-nucleotide messenger RNA. RefSeq lists its product as uncharacterized. Lineage: Eukaryota; Fungi; Ascomycota; Eurotiomycetes; Eurotiales; Aspergillaceae. Gene Ontology annotation, molecular function: protein binding. The coding region runs from base 1 to 564 and encodes 187 amino acids. The record is from RefSeq and is a predicted model, not a curated record. The transcript has a single exon.
AUGGAGAUCAUCGAUCCCAAUGGAGAUCUUACCCUCGUCUUAGUCAAUGAAAAGGACGAUGACGUCGAUCCAUGGACCAUGCCCAAAAUCGCCCCGGAUUCUAAGAAGACUCAAUUCAAGGUCUCCUCAAAGCACCUCACUCUUUCUUCGCCAUACUUUUUGACGAGGCUGGGACAGAAUUGGUUUGAAGGCCAAGAGCUGGCCCAAAAUGGCGUCGUUGAGAUUGAAGUUGAUGGGUUCAACCGUCGGGCACUUCAUAUCAUUCUGGACAUCCUACAUUUACGCAAUGCUCAAGUUCCAAGGAACGUCGAUGGCAAACUCCUUAUACACCUCGCAAAGAUUGCCGACUAUUUCCAGUGCCAGCAGAGCAUCCAGAUGUUCGUGCAGAUCUGGUUUGAUUCGGGGCAGUGGCGAGAAUCAUACUCCGAGAAAUCCCCGGAAUUCAUGUUCCUCUGCAAUGUCUUUAAGAUGGGGGAGAGCUCCAAAACUGCAUCACGCGUGCCUGGAAGGAAACAGAGGGCCGAUUCAACCCCAGAAACGUUCCUAUCCCAAAGUCUGUUCUAG